Molecule: messenger RNA, 837 nt
Organism: Funneliformis geosporum
Lineage: Eukaryota; Fungi; Glomeromycota; Glomeromycetes; Glomerales; Glomeraceae
Source: the annotation of a GenBank genome assembly
AUGUAUGAAGAAUUGUCACGAAAUGAUCCACUUACUCAAACAUCACAGUUGACUAACAGUUCAUCAAAUAAAUAUACUCUCAAAUUAUGCAUCGUAAUUGUUCUCCUUAUAAUUUGGUCAGCUGCACAAGGAAUAAUUUCAUUUCACAUUGGAUCAAACUUUAAUUCACCAUGUUUAAUAGCAUUUGGUAUUUCUUCUUUCGCUCAAAUUGUUAUCAUCCUUUACAUUUAUCAUAAAAUCUUAACAGAACAUUACGAAAGAUCACGAAUUAAUAAUCUUAUAGAAGCGAUUGAAUUAUUUGAAAUUGAAAGUCACAUUAAUUCUCGUAAAAAAACGGAAAAAUUCAUUAUUAUAUUCGAUAUUAUCAUUUUUAUGAUAUUUGCAACAAUUACUACUUUUAUUGCGUUUUAUGUUAAAGAUCAAGAGAAAUAUCAUAAGAAACCGUUACCACCGGGAACGAUUCCUCCUUUAGAUGAUACAAAUGAUGAUGUACUACUACCUUUGCAACUUUUAGCAUUUAGUGUAUAUGUCUUACAUCCUUAUUUAAUUAUUAUUCCUUCUUUAUGGUAUUUAUCCAUUUCCAAGCAAUCUGAAGUGUUGAAAGAAGCAACUGUGUGGGCAGCGUUAUUCUUUUCUGUCGCUUAUCUAGUUUUCAUCAAUUGUCAAUUGGUUUUAUUUAUAGCUUGGAAAUUGCAAGAGGUAGUUUUUACGCUGAUUAUCGCAGUGAUGUUUGUGGUAUUUGCUGCUAAUUUUGGAUGGAUAUAUUGGUGGAGAGGGAAAAUUGAAGGCGAGAUUAGUUAUAGUAAUGAAAUUGAAGAUUUUGAAGAAGAAGAAUAA